CCCUUCCGGGCCGCCGCGGCCCAUGGCGGGCUGGGCUGAGCGGAGCUGAGCGGAGCUGAGCGGAGCUGGGCUGAGCUGCUGCCAGCGCCAUGGCCCUGGCCGGCAGGGCGGCGCUGCGCUGGGGGGCACGGCUGCCGAGCCCCGGCGCCGCCGCCCCGCUCUGCCGAGCGGCCUGGCUGCCCGCGGCGUGCGGGCGGCCCUACAGCUCCCGCGGCAAGGAAAAAAUAGAUAUGUCAACGUAUCCUGUUGAAAGCAUUAGAAACUUCAGUAUUAUAGCUCAUGUAGAUCAUGGCAAAAGUACACUAGCAGACAGAUUGCUGGAAAUUACAGGAGCAAUUUCUAAAACUGACCGUAAUAAACAAGUGCUGGAUAAACUUCAAGUGGAACGUGAAAGAGGAAUUACAGUUAAAGCCCAAUCUGCAUCUCUCUUUUACAAUCAUGAAGGAAUAAACUACCUCUUAAAUCUUAUUGACACGCCAGGCCACGUAGAUUUCAGCUAUGAAGUAUCACGGUCACUAUCUGCCUGUCAAGGUGUCAUACUUGUAGUGGAUGCAAAUGAGGGUAUUCAGGCUCAGACAGUGGCAAACUUCUAUCUCGCCUUUGAAGCACAGCUUUCAAUAAUUCCUGUCAUAAAUAAGAUUGACUUGAAAAAUGCAGACCCUGAAAGAGUUGAAAAACAAAUUGAGAAAUUGUUUGAUAUCCCUACAGAUGAAUGUAUAAGGAUUUCUGCUAAACAAGGAACGAAUGUUGAAAAAGUUCUUCAAAAGGUCAUUGAGAAGAUCCCACCACCCCAAUGUAAUACUGCUGAUCCAUUGAAAGCCUUAGUAUUUGACUCUACCUUUGACCACUACCGAGGUGUCAUAGCUAACAUUGCGCUCUUUGGUGGGGAGAUUGCAAAAGGACAGAAAAUUGUGUCUGCACACAGUAAGAAAAGAUAUGAAGUAAAUGAAGUUGGAAUUAUGACUCCAAAUGAACAGCCAACACAUAAGCUCUAUGCAGGACAGGUGGGUUACCUGAUUGCUGGAAUGAAAGAAGUAACGGAAGCCCAAAUAGGAGACACACUGUUUUUGUAUAAACAGCCAGUGGAGCCUUUGCCUGGCUUUAAGUCAGCGAAGCCAAUGGUUUUUGCAGGAAUGUAUCCAAUAGAUCAAACAGAAUAUAAUAAUCUCAAAAGUGCUUUGGAAAGGCUGACGUUGAAUGACUCCAGUGUAACUGUUCAUCGUGACAGUAGCCUUGCUUUAGGAGCUGGAUGGAGAUUGGGUUUCCUUGGUCUUCUACAUAUGGAAGUCUUCAAUCAGCGUUUGGAGCAAGAGUAUAACAUGUCUGUUAUUUUGACUGCACCUACAGUUCCAUAUAAAGCUGUUCUUUCCUCAGCAAAGUUGAUAAAGGAGUAUGGAAAUGACCAGAUUACUAUUAUCAACCCUGCUCAGUUUCCUGAUAAACUUUCAGUAUCAGAGUAUUUGGAGCCAACUGUUCUUGGUACUAUUGUAACGCCUCCUGAAUAUAUUGGGAAAAUAAUUACCUUGUGUCAGGAUCGUAGGGCGGUCCAGAAAGAUAUGUUGUACAUUGAUGAAAACAGGGUUAUGCUAAAAUACCUCUUUCCUCUGAAUGAAAUUGUGGUGGAUUUUUAUGAUGCUCUUAAGUCUCUGUCUUCUGGCUAUGCAAGUUUUGAUUAUGAAGAUGCAGGUUACCAAUCAGCGGACCUAAUCAAAAUGGAUAUUCUUCUAAAUGGAAAUCCAGUUGAAGAACUGGCAACUAUCAUACACAAUGAUAAAGCCUAUGCUGCUGGUAAACUCCUAUGUGAGCGUUUAAAAGAGACUAUUCCUAGGCAGUUGUUUGAAAUAGCCAUCCAGGCUGCCAUUGGCAAGAAAAUCAUUGCAAGAGAAACGCUGAAGCCUUACAGAAAAAAUGUUGUGGCAAAAUGCGUAGUAUGGUGGCGACAUUACAAGAAGAAUGAAGCUUCUGAGGAGGCAAGCAGAAGGCAAGAGGUUGAUGAGAAAAAUUGGCAAUGUUGAGGUUCCAAGAGAUGCCUUUAUACGUGUUCUAAAGAGAGAAACUGACAAAUAGAGAUCAGUGACAUCUGAUCUUCCAGAUCAUGUCAGCUUUUUGCAGACAGUAGCAAAGUGAGCUAAUACAGGAUUUAUCACUGUGAGAGGGAACAUACUUGACCUUAAAUGGUAUGAAUUUACUAUGUGUGGGAAGAUGAAUUGACUUAAAAAUGUACAUAUAUUUGUAGAUUAUUACGAAAUUAAAGUUACUUGACUGCAUCUAAAAGUU
Messenger RNA from Passer montanus (Eurasian tree sparrow), 2277 nucleotides. RefSeq names its product GTP binding elongation factor GUF1 (gene GUF1). Gene Ontology annotation, cellular component: mitochondrion. The transcript is spliced from 17 exons. Gene Ontology annotation, molecular function: GTP binding; mitochondrial ribosome binding; GTPase activity. Bases 90 to 2015 code for a protein of 641 amino acids. Gene Ontology annotation, biological process: positive regulation of translation. The record is from RefSeq and is a predicted model, not a curated record. NCBI's taxonomy places the organism in Eukaryota, Metazoa, Chordata, Aves, Passeriformes, Passeridae.